GAAGGACCUGGCCACCAAAUUCCAAAAAGAUUGGCUGUGAAAACCCUCUGAAUAGCAGUGGAGCCUUGUCUGAUAUAGUGCCAGAAGGGGAGAGGAUACUGCAAAAAAGACCGGGCAGAGUUCCACUCUGCUGUCCACAGGGACGCUAGGAGUCUGAAUCCACUCGAGGGCACUAACAACAAUAUGGCACCUAGCGUUUAUUGAACAUUUGCUGUGAGCCAAACUCUGUGCUAACCCUCUCUAGUCUUUUCUCAUGUACGCUCUUAACAACCUAUGAAGCUAUCUCACACCUGAGGAAACUGAGGUUUAGAGAGUCUGGGCAACGUGUCCAAGUCCACACUUGAUGUGGAGAGCUGACCCACCGCAGCCCCCAACCUUUUACAACUAGAGCCUUUGAAAUGUGCAGAGGAUGUCCCAGUUUGCCUAGGAACUGACAUAAUCAGGGCUUUAGAGGCCCUCCCAUCCUCACUCUCUGGAUGCUGACUCUGGCAUCCCUGCUCCACAGAGUGGUCCCCACCUCUCCCUCUGUUUUAAAGAAGAGUGGUCUCUGUGGCCACAAAGGUCAGAAGCCAAAGGACGGAGGCUUUCUUCUCUGAUGGCCAGAACCUUGGCAGAGAAAGCUAUUUCCUUGCCUGAGAAUCAGAGACUGGGGAAAGCUGAGUAGUGAGGAGCUUCCAGGAAGGGUGGAAAGAGUACUAAGUUCCAGAAGGCUUGGGUUCCAGGCCCUGCUCUACUUUCUAUUUCCAACUGGCUGUGUGAUCUUGGACAAGUCCCUUCUCUCGUCUGGGCCUCAGUUUCCCUCCUGUACAACGGGAGGAUUCUUCUUGAUGACCUAAUAAUAAUAAUCUCUUUCCUUCCCCCAGCCUGCCCUUAUCCCUCCUUGCACCACCCCCUGCCCAACUGGCUCUGACAUUCCAGAAGCAGCCUUGAACUGACCUUGAAAGUCUCAGGAGUCACAACCCCUCUCUGGGUUUCCUCCUGAGCUCUGGGCCCUGGGCACUAGGUCCUGAUAGGGUAUCUGGCCUUGGCAGGUUGGAGCCAUCACAGGAGAGAAAGACCCUGAGCCUCUGAGGAAGGCCUCAGGGGGACCUGCAUUGUGAUGACCUCAUCGACUCUAUGCCAUCAUCUUCUCUCCCACCCUUCACUCCUGCCUGACCAGCUGCACUGCAAACAACCAUCAGUCUCAAUCCCAAUGGCCUGAGGUGGUCUGUUCUUCAAUGCCUGCUGCUGAUCUUCUGUCUCAGCCAGUAAGAAGCACCAUAAAAUUAAUACUCACUGAGAAAAACUGUGACAGCUUCAUGCUAUAGAAACCGAACUAACAGAGGAAACUCAAAGAGUUCUGGGACAUGGCCCUGACUGUGAACCACCAUGACUUCUUUGCACAUCAAAACUUGUUGCCUGCUGUCUCUUCAAUAGUGAAGAAUGUCUUCUCUGGCAAUGAUGUGAACACCAGCAGUGAGCUUUCUUUCACCCUUGACCCCAACUACCUGAGUCCGGCCACAGUGGACCAGGUCCUGGACUACUUCUCCAGUGGCAAGGUGGUGAUCUUGGAGCAGAACGUGGAGGAGCUCCUUCGUGGGGCCCACUAUUUCAACACAGUGUGCCUUGAAAUCCACUGCAGUGACUACCUGAUUAAGACCUUCCGCCAUGCCAGCUGCUUGCGCUACCUCGUCUUGGCUGAGUUGUUUGGGCUCAAAGAGGUAUCAAACUUGGCCUUUACUGGUAUUUGCAACAACUUCCACUACUGGGCCAGUCCUGAGAGCUUCAUGCGCUGUCGACUUGUCAUCUUUGGCACUUGCUUAAAGAUGAAAACUUGCGUGUGCGCAUUGAGGACCAGGCUCUUAGUGCACUCCUACAUUGGGUGUACUUCCAGAACGAUGAGCAGGAGAAGUAUUUCAAGAAGUUCUUCUAUUACAUCAAUCUCAAUGCCGUCUCCAACAAGACACUGAUGUUUGCCAGCAACCAGUUGAUGGACAUGGAGAACAGCUCAGCCCACACAUCCCUGAUUGAGAGUGUCCUUGUGGAACGACAGCAGGACAGGCCAUCCAGCCUGCUGAGCUACCAGUGGAAAGGGGCCCUGCUUGAUUCGGUGGUCAUCCUUGGUGGCCAAAAGGCCCAGGGCCAGUUCAACGAUGGAGUGUUUGCCUAUGUCAUCCAGGAGAACCUGUGGUUGAAGCUCUCAGAGGUCCCCUAUCAGGCAGCAGCACUCAGUGCCACCUCUACUGUUUGCUACAUCUACAUGUCUGGUGGCACCAAUGAGCAGAUUACAGGGCUGAAGAUGGCUUGGCGGUAUGACAUGGAUGACAACUCCUGGACCAAGGUGCCUGACCUGCCAAUUGGGCUUGUCUUCCACACCAUGGUGACCUGUGGGGGGACAGUGUACUCAGUGGGUGGGAGCAUUGCCCCAAGGCGGUAUGUCUCUAACAUCUGUUUUUAUGAUGAGCGCAAGGAGGCCUGGUGCCUGGCAGGGAAGAUGAGCAUCCCUAUGGAUGCCACAGCUGUGAUCACCAAGGGUGACCAGAACCUGUACAUGGUCACUGGGCGAUGCUUGGUGAAGGGCACCAUCUCCUGAGUCGCGAUAGUGGAUUGCUUUGAUACCAAUACUGGGGAGGUGGUCCAGAGUAUCAUCUUCCCCAUCAAGUUCAACCACCGGCCCCUGCUCUCUUUCAGUCAGGACAACAUCCUCUGCAUGCACAGCCACCAUUAGAGCGUGGAAAUCAACCUACAGAAAAUCAAGGCCAACAAGAGGACCACAUCAGUACCUCUCUUGCCCAAGAACUGCCCCCUGGAUGUGUCCCAUGCUAUAUCCUCCAUUGGAGACAGCAGGGUGUUUGUAGGUGGGGGUGUCACAACAGCCAGUGAUGUGCAGAAAAGGGACUGCACCAUCAAUCCAAACGCCUACUUGCUGGACCGAAAGACAGGCAACUGGAAGACCCUGGGCCCCCCACCAGAGCCACUGGACUGUCCCAACUGCUGUCUAGUCAAGCUACCUUGAAAGAUUCUUCAAAGGAAUUAAACCACUUUUAGUUGGGAGAAUAAUUAGAUGCAUCAUUAUCCACAAUUUAAUGAGAGAGAGAAGGAGAGGAAGAUGGCCUGUGGGUUCCUUCUUAGUGUUCCUGUCUGUGUUUGGCCCUGAAGGGGAGAUCCUGGGCUAGGGCUGCUCUCACUGGAGGGAUCCAAGCUGAGGUGGAAUGGAGUUCCUGGUGGGGGGGACUGAGGCAUCUCCCAGGCACUGGCCAGGGUGGUGUCUGGAAACCCCCUGUUCUGUUCCCUGCAGUCACCUGGCAGGCAUGUGGUAGACUGACAGGUGAAGCAGUUCUUAGAGCUGUGAGGCCUCAGGCUCCUCCAACACUCACUUCCCUCGAGUCUGCCCGGGAAGGCAGGUGGGCCAAGGCCAGGUCUGGGAGAGGAGCCUCCUGGCUGGGAAGGGAGAAGGUGGUGUGGGCCAGGCUCAGGGAUGAGGCAGAGGGAACCGGGGAGGCAGGGUCACUUGGUUGUUGUAUUCGACCAUGCAGCUGUGAUGUGUUUGUGACUCAUUUGUGGGGUACUUGGGGGGUUACUUAACACUUGUUUCCAGAGAGCAAGGUUCAUGGAGAACUUUCUCCAGGAAUGUGAGUCUGAGGGACUGGAGGUGAUCGAGAGGUCAUCAAGGGAGAGAAAAGAAACCUAUGUCUCUAUUGGAGAGCAGCUUGGGGAUGAGGCGAAAUGAUGGGAUAAGAGAGACAGGGCAGUGUAGUAGUUAGGGGUUGGAUGCUGGGGACA
This is a messenger RNA of Equus quagga, 3762 nucleotides long. Its product is annotated as calicin-like. Gene Ontology annotation, molecular function: protein binding. The record is from RefSeq and is a predicted model, not a curated record. NCBI's taxonomy places the organism in Eukaryota, Metazoa, Chordata, Mammalia, Perissodactyla, Equidae. The transcript has a single exon. Bases 1949 to 2572 code for a protein of 207 amino acids.